UGUGCUUUAACCUCCUGCAACGCCCUCAUAGCCACAGGAGGUCGGGUUCAAUUGCAUUCCAGUUUCCUAUUGCUAGACUACAUUUGUGGACAAGCACCUCUAUUCAGGCGGAUACUCAUACCGCUACUAACUCCAAAACUUUUCUUUGUCUACUUUCAUCGCUUUUCCCUAUUGCUUUUCGGAGGUAAGGAAGCUUUACCGUGGCCUGCACAGACGCGCGGAUUGGAUUUGGAUGGGUAGCGAGGACGUGAGACGGAUAUAUACUUGCAUAGAAAAGGGGGAGAUAGGGGAACGAGCGAAUUUACAGAACUCUCGUUUACAGCAGAGAGAUACCUACAAAUUACAUCCAAAGCAAUUGACUUUUUCACCUUAAAAGACCAACAAGCCCCGACACCACCACCACCACCACCACCACCAUCACCACCAUCGGCAAGAUAUAUCAAAAAGGAAAAAAAGAGAGGGAUAUAAAUAAAGCGAAAGGGUAUACAGGGGACAAACUGCAAUCAUGCCACCACGACUCAACCUCUUUCCCACCUCCCUGCUCCGCCAAUCCCCAGCGCCCCAACAAUGCACCGCAGCGAGAUUUACAUCGUCGUUAUCUAGUGGUCGCGACAAUGCCAUCCGCUCUUUUUCAACUAGGAGGGAUCUUCUACCCCGUCGCCCAGGCGCUGCGGUGCUGGCGUAUCGGCCUCGCGUUUCGCCUCCCCAGCGCCGGAUGGAGUCUUCAUCUUCGAAGGCCGGUGAUGAGGUGAAUGGGGGAAAGGCGGAGAGGAUCGUUGGUGAGGAGGGAGCGGAAUCGAAAGCGGCGAAGGAAGGGUUAGGCAGUGUGAGUGAGGAGGCAGCGGACGUGGCGAGGAUUAUGGAGCGGAGGACGGAGUGUGGGGAGGUUGGGGGCCCGGAGUUGUUGCAGGGCAGUAUGGUUGGGGAUAUUUUGAAGCGGGAUAAAGAUGCGAUGAAAAAUGCACCCAAAGUCCUACAGGAUCAGCUGAGCUCCUCUUCAUCAUCCUCUGGCUCCUCUGGCUCCAGAUCCUUUUCUACUUCCGCUAGAUCGAGACAGUUCGAUAUGAAACAGAUGUCGGCUGGUGAGAACGACGCGUCGAUUGCGGCUGUCGAGAAUAUGAUUGCCGCUGCCACGGAGCAGAAGCAAGAGCAGGCGUUGCAGGCGGGACUCAAAUAUGAAGUGCCCGAAACACUACCUAGAUCCGAACAUUUGAGGCACCGCUAUGACCCUCUGCUGGACCAGUUUACAAAAAUGCUCAUGAGGCACGGAAAAUUGAGUGCUGCGCAGAAGCAAAUGGAAACAAUCCUACACAACCUCCGCUCCGCCCCAGCGCCCAACCCAGACCCAUCACGCCCAUUGCUUCCCGGGCCGCCUGCCCCGCAACUGCCCCUAAAUCCUAUCCUCUACCUAACCCUAGUCGUUGACUCUGUCGCACCAAUACUCCGCAUCAAGCAACAACCCGGCGCAGCCGGUGGUGGCCGAUCUCUCCCCAUCCCGCUUCCGCUGGCACUCCGGCAACGCCGGCGAACAGCCAUUAAGUGGAUUAUCGAUGCGUCUCAGAAACGGAAGGAUGCCGCGUUGGCGAACCGAGUGUCGCAGGAGAUUAUUGCUGUGGCGGAGGGGAAGAGUUCGGCAUGGGAGAAGAGGGCGAUGGUGCAUAAGCAGGGUACGGCGGCGAGAGCGAAUAUUAAGGCGUUGGGGAUGAGGGGGAAGAAGAAGUUUUAGUUCAACCAUGGUGUUCGCUUUCUAGGGUUACUUUUGUGGGGAGGGUUAUUAUUAUGUAUGUAUGUGUAUAGUAUAUUGCAGACAAUGGUGCGGUCUCUUUUAUGUCGA
This is a messenger RNA of Blastomyces gilchristii SLH14081, 1834 nucleotides long. Its product is annotated as 30S ribosomal protein S7. Gene Ontology annotation, molecular function: mRNA binding; structural constituent of ribosome; rRNA binding. Bases 506 to 1726 code for a protein of 406 amino acids. The transcript has 3 exons. Lineage: Eukaryota; Fungi; Ascomycota; Eurotiomycetes; Onygenales; Ajellomycetaceae. Gene Ontology annotation, cellular component: ribosome. The record is from RefSeq and is a predicted model, not a curated record. Gene Ontology annotation, biological process: translation; ribosomal small subunit assembly.